Clonostachys rhizophaga is the source of this 2175-nucleotide messenger RNA. The record is from the annotation of a GenBank genome assembly. NCBI's taxonomy places the organism in Eukaryota, Fungi, Ascomycota, Sordariomycetes, Hypocreales, Bionectriaceae.
AUGUUGUCCAGAACUCUCCUUGCGCUUAUAGCGCUUGUGCUCUUUGCACACGCGAUUUCCAUCGAGCAUGGGUCAUUGAAAACAAACGGGGGAUAUAAUCCAAUCGACGUGGAUACAGCCAAUCCUCGACUAACAUGGCGACUAGAAUCCUCGAAGAGAGGCGACAUUCAGACAUCCUACCAAAUCCAAGUGUCACGCGAUGAGAACUUCCAAGCACCAGUCGUGUGGGAUUCGGGCAAAAUACAAUCAACUUCAACAUAUUCCAUCUAUGAUGGUGAAUCUCUCGGCUCAAGAAGCUCGGUCUUUUGGCGCGUCAAAGUUUGGGACGUGGAUGAUAACCCGUCCGACUGGAGUUCGCAAGGCCAAUUCGAGAUUUCCCUUUUAGACUCAGAUGAUUGGACGGCGUCCUGGAUCACCAACAAAGACUUCGCCACUGGGUCCACGUCGCUCCCUGUGUUUGCCAAAGAAUUUCAGGUCGAUUGCGAUGUGUCCAAAGCACGGCUGUAUCUUCUUGGCCUCGGUCUGCAUGUUCCUGUGAUCAAUGGUAAAAUAAUUACAGACGAGGUCUUGCAGCCUGGCUACAGCACCGUGAACAUUACGUUGCCCUAUUCGACUUACGAUGUUACCAGGUUUCUGGAGCAUGGAAACAACAUCCUGGGCGUAGAGCUGGGGAAAGGAAUAUACGAUGCUGAGAGACCGCUCUGGGGAAGGUACUACAAGCUAAUCAAGGCGUACCAAGAGCUUCGACUUAUUGCCCAACUAGAAUAUCAAUGCGUGGGAGACAGUCGACUUACGAUAAUCACUUCAGAUGACACCUGGAAAACCUCAUUGGAUGGGCCGUACUGGGAAGCAUCCUGGUAUGGCGGAGAGGAGUACGAUGCUCGAAAGGAACUGCCGAACUGGUCAAGCCGAGAAGGUGACAGGUCUCAAUGGGCUCAUGCAAGUAAAACGACAGGUCCUAGUGGUAAACUAGUCAGUCCACGUUCACCUCCUUUGAAAGUAGUUGAAACGAUCAAGCCCGUGUCAGUGUCCAAGAAUGAAAAUGGAUACUGGGUAUAUGAUCUGGGCGUCAAUGUUGCAGGCACUUUUGGGUUCAAGAUGAAAGACAAGGGCCAUCUAGCUGGAACUCGCGUUACCUUUUGGCCCGAUGAACGGUCCGAUCUCCAACAAGGGACCACCGGCAAACCUAUAUUCAACGCGUAUACCCUCUCCAACUCGUCCUCUCAGACCUAUUCUCCCAAAUUCCUCUAUCACGGGUUCCAAUACUUGGGUGUCAAUACGACGUGGGAGCCCUCACUCGAUGAUCUUGAAGGAUUCGUCAUCCGGGCUGCUAAUGAAGCCAAUAUCAAGUUUUCUUCAAGUAGCGACCACUUCAACAAUAUCCACAAGAUUAUAGAUCGGUCUAUACAGGGAAAUAUGCAUUCAGUGCUGACUGACUGCCCUCACCGAGAAAAGCUUGGUUGGCUCGAGCAAAACCAUCUCGUCUUUGAGCCCGUCGCUUUGGGAUAUGAUAUCCAAUCAUACGGAUAUGACCAUGUUCGUAUCAUGGCAGACGCCCAGGCGCAAGAUGUUCCUGGCUUGAUUCCUGACAUUGCACCGGAAUACACUGUAUUUGGUGGUGGCUAUCGCAACGAUCCAAACUGGGGCAGGGCAAUAAUCAAUGUCCCUUAUCAGCUAUACCAAUACCACGGAGAUAUCGAUGUUCUGAAAACCAAACAUCAGCACAUGAUUGAGUAUCUGGAUUAUCUUCAGAGGCGCGCAGCAGGCCAACCGUAUCUAAAUGAUGGCGGUCUGGGUGACUGGCUGGCCAUCGAUACCAAAACACCAAAAGGUGUUGCCUCCACCUUUGGAUACCACCAAGCUGCACUCUAUUUGUCCAAGAUAGAGGCCAUUUUAGGGAAUGAUGAGUCGGCUAGAAGCUAUACGUCGCUGGCAAAUAGUAUCUUGGACGGGUUCAAUUCGAUGUGGUUCAAUAGCACCGUUGCUGACUCUCCUCACUACUGCGCAACAACGACUCAGGCCUGCAACGCAUUUGCUCUUGACAUGGGCGCAGUUUCAGAUGAGAACAGAGACGCGAUCCUUUCCACACUUAUUAAAUCAAUUGAAAGCACUCCUGGUCUCUUCACCGUCGGAGAGAUUGCCCUUCCCAGUAGGUUUUGUGCUUCAGUUCCUUGA